AUGGCCUUUUCCUCUUGUCAAAGGCACAAAGAUAGCCGUGGGGCCAGGCAGCGUCUGUCUGGUGCGUUCUGCCACAGCCAGUCUGCGGGGGGCCCUGGGGCCGGUGCUGUGAGGGUGCCAAGGUCAGCCUAUCUCCUGAGAGGGACUCUCCCUCAGUGGACUCUGUGCCCCCAUAAACUCUCAGCACCUGCUGAUAACAGCCCUGGAAAAGUGUUUGAUAACAGGAACCAAGGUUUCCGGGAAUCUUUGCCAGGAUGUGAGAUGUGGAAGGAGGGGUAUGAGGAGGAGAAGAAGGGGAGGAGAAGGGGAUGA
Messenger RNA from Rangifer tarandus platyrhynchus (Svalbard reindeer), 312 nucleotides. The record is from the annotation of a GenBank genome assembly. Lineage: Eukaryota; Metazoa; Chordata; Mammalia; Artiodactyla; Cervidae.